GCGGCCACGAUCGUUUCGACAUAUGUAGCGUGACAAGUCAUGUCGUUUUUGUCCAUGUUAUAUGAAAAAAUCCAAUGGCAGAUUCUUUCUUCGGGUUCGAUACUUCGUUAUCGAACUUAAAUGACGAUGAGGGAGCUGGUGAACCUUCAGAGGACGAGUACGAUGCGCUCAACGAUGAGACCUUUGGACAGGACUCGGAAGAGUUCGACUGGGAGGUGCAGCACGAGAAUUUGGCGCUUCUGGAUCGAGGCCGCCACCACGGCGGCAUCGACGACGCGGCCAACUCGCAGCUGGAGGCAUCUCUAUCCCAGCUAGUACUGGAUGAGACGGACGCGCCGCAACCGCGAACGCUCGGUUCCAACGUAUGGCGGCACGACGGGAUACCAAAACCUAUUACACCGGUGCAAUCGCUCAAGAAUGUAUGCACGGUCGAGGAGUUGGAGCGGCAACUACGGCAGAAGCAGCCGCAACCUAUCUCCAACCAGAACUUCUUCCAGCCAAGAUUCCAACCGGUUAUACUACAAAGACCACCGGGUCUCCAGGCCCCGGUACCACUACCAUUCGCCCCACAACAGCAAAUGAACCAACCACUUAACAAAAUAAUCGGCCAACCUAACCAGAUGCAGAACCAUCUGGGUCAAAACAUGAGCCAGAUGGGUCAGAACUUGAACCAGAUGGGUCAGAACAUGAAUCAGAUGAGUCAAAACGUGAACCAGUUCAUGCAGUCCUCGAACCAGAUGUUCCAAAACAGUAUGGGUCAGGGUAAUCUCAUGAAUAUGUCUCAAAACAUGCAGGGUAUGCAGCCUAAUCAUAUGAUGCAGAAUCAGAUGGGUCAAAACCAAAUGACGGCUAAUGGCCCUUUCAGUCAGAUGGGACAAAUAAAUCAGUCAAGUAACAUGCAGAUGAAUCAAGGCAUGGGUCAGAUGGGCCAAAAUUUACAGAUGGGUCAACAACCUAUGAACCAGAUGGGUCAAAACGCAGCGCAACUCGGCCAAAACAUGAACAUGGGUCAGUUGGGCCAAAACAUGAACCAGAUGGGUCAAAACCUAAACCACAUGGGCCAGAAUUUUAACCAGAUGGGGCCGAAUAUUAAUGCAUUGGGCCAGCAAAUGAAUCAGAACCUGAGUCAGAUGGGUCAGAACCUGAACCAGAUGGGUCCUAACGUGAACCAGAUGAAUCAGAACGUGAACCAAAUGGGUCAGAACUUGAAUCAGACGGGUCAGAACGCGAAUCAGACGGGUCAGAAUCAGAUGAUUCCGAACGGCAACCAGUUUGGGGGGCCUGGUAUGGGCCAGUACCCUCAUAUGAUGGGCCAGCCUAGGAUGAUGGCGCCGCCUGGCAUCAACAUGCCUAGGCAGAAUUUCAGCCCGAACAUGGCUCCUUUCAAUAACUUUCGCGCCCCAUCAAUCCAAUCGAAAUCAAACGAGCCUGUCAACCACACAAUCAUGAAUCAACCGAUCCUCAACAAGAACACUUCACCGCAGAAGCCUUUGGCGAACAGCUCGCCACAGACGAAAACUGUCAAGAAAGAACAACCUAAAGUUCAAAAGAGCCGAGUGUACAACAAUUCCAAAACGGUGCCCCAAAACUUGACGUCGCAAAACCUAGUUCAACUAAUACAGAAUACUCAUCCGAUGUUACAACAGAUGAGCACGAGUUAUCAUAACGCGAGCCAUCAUCCGAUGUUGAAUAAUCGGAACAUGUUCGGGAAUAAUCAGUUUAUGAAUAAUCAGGUGUUUAAUCAGAGGCAGAAUGGCAGUUUCAGUAAUAAUAUGCACCAAACGAAUGGAGAGGACGGCAAACCCAUUUCAACUGUAGACGAGUACGCUGGCCUGAUGACGCAGCGAGAGAAGCAAUGGCUGAUCAACAUACAGAUGCUACAACUCAAUACUGGAACUCCGUACAUUCACGACUUUUACUAUACGGUGUUCUUAGAAAGGCAAGCGAGUAAAGAAAAAGAUUCCGUGAAAGAAGCACACAAGGCGAACCAACAGAAUCAUCCUUUCUACAGUGGGGGCAGUAAUUCGGUGAAGCAAGAAAACCACCCACACGGGCGCGAGAGACACAACUCCAACCGCCACAAUUCCACGAGCGAGGACGCUCCCACACCGCGCACUUAUGUCCCCACGCAGUUUGAGAACUCUCUGGGGAAACUGCAGUGCGGCAGUGUGACGGCGCCGCGCAAAAUCAUCGACGUGGAAUUAGUGGGGGCGGAGCCCUCGCGCGCCUCGUCCAGGGCUCCCAGUCGGGCCAGCACCACCAACCCCAACGAGGUCCCUCGAGAGCUCAAAAGGACGAAACAACUCCUACUGGACAUCGAAGCGCUGUACGUGAUUCUACUGAGGCUGGAGGAACUCAAUGACCCACUGGCCAUCUCCACGGCGCUUGUGCUCAAGGAGAGAGAAGAGAAGCAGAAACAGCUAGAAGCAGCGCAAAAAGAGCUUGAAAACGAGCAAGAGGAUGAAUCCAACCUAUUCCUAAAGAACAUCGAGAGCGUCCAACGCAGGCCCAAGCAGGACAGCCCGAAGAGCGAAAGCGUCGACAAAAGACAGGUGGUGAACUUAGCGGUCAGCCAGAAGCCGCCCGCCAAGAAUUUGCUAGACGAAGACAAAGAGGAGCUGGUCGGCAAGAUGUUCGCCGGCUUGCUACACGCUGACCGUCUGCAGCAGGCACUGGCUGUUAGGAAGGGACGGACGCUGGUAUGCCGUUUUCUAUCGCGCGUGCCCGCGACACACGCGCGCCUGCGCUCCCUAUGGGCACGCGUUUUGCGCGCGUUGCCUUCAGUUGCACGACGCGCUGACAACGCGCUGCAGCCGCUACAACCACAUUAUGCCAGUUACAUGCAAGCGUCCACAGGCUGGGCGCCGGUUUUGGAGUCGUGUGCUCUGCUAGCAGAGGCUUUGGAACCCGCUAGGACUCCAUACUCGCUCACUUCUUCGUUCACUCUAAGCUGCAUAUGCUCACUAAUAGAACGCGCGUCUACCCUCGUUAACACGCCCGACGCCACGGCCAACGAGCGCCAAUGGUCAAAAUUCCUCAAAACUGUGGCCAGAGCGCUCAAAAAUACCAGUUUGACCGUCGCCAGGCCGGUCAAACCUUUGCCAGAGGUCAAACUGAUGUACCAUCUGAAGCAACUAGAAUCCAGGACGACGAUUGAGAUCCUGCAAAGAGGUAAAAGCGCGGAAUUUGUUGAUGUGACCAAAAUUGAUGUUCAAGAGCAGUUGGUCAAACAUUUGUGUUGAUUGCGUGUUGGUGGCCAGUGUUGGCCGAGCGAGCAUUGUUGGUCAAGUAAAUUGUUGACCAAUAUUUGGAUGUUGGUCAAACUUUUGGUCAAAGUUUGAAGCAAAUGUUGGCCGUAAAACUAGCUGUUUAUAUGAACCAGUCAAGGAUUGUCACAAAUAAAAAUUCUUGGCCAUUCGGGACGAGAAAAUUGGAUAAAUGUAAAGUUUGACCAAUACUGGAUAAGUUUUGGUCAAUGUUGGACAACAGUUGUUAUUGUGGGAUAAAUAUUAAGCGAAAUUGGACUCUGUAACUGAAACGCGAAG
This is a messenger RNA of Ostrinia nubilalis (European corn borer), 3545 nucleotides long. RefSeq lists its product as uncharacterized. Bases 75 to 3242 code for a protein of 1055 amino acids. Gene Ontology annotation, molecular function: RNA binding. Gene Ontology annotation, cellular component: P-body. NCBI's taxonomy places the organism in Eukaryota, Metazoa, Arthropoda, Insecta, Lepidoptera, Crambidae. Gene Ontology annotation, biological process: deadenylation-dependent decapping of nuclear-transcribed mRNA; P-body assembly. The record is from RefSeq and is a predicted model, not a curated record. The transcript is spliced from 17 exons.